AUGCUCACCAAAACUAGUAUUGUCUUUGCCUUCCUCGGCCUCGCUGCCGCUAUGCCUUCCCCUGCGGUUGCUGAAGAGGCUACUUCUGAGCUUGCGGGCCGCGCUAGCCCCUCGUCCGAGUUUGUCACUUGGUCCAACGGUGACUGUACUGGGACCGGGACACGCCAAAGCAUCACGGAUAGCGGUUGCCAUUACCUACCUGGCCAGAGCCUUAGCAUCCUCUCUUUGAGCCCCAACUGCGCUGUCCGUACUUGGCAGAACGACAAUUGCAGUGGUGCUUGGUCUCAGCACGUAACCCUUGGCGCGUGCUUCCAUAUCUCGGACAAGUUCGGCGUCUCAAUUAUCUGCUAG
Messenger RNA from Xylaria bambusicola, 351 nucleotides. RefSeq lists its product as uncharacterized. The transcript has 2 exons. The record is from RefSeq and is a predicted model, not a curated record. Lineage: Eukaryota; Fungi; Ascomycota; Sordariomycetes; Xylariales; Xylariaceae. Bases 1 to 351 code for a protein of 116 amino acids.